This is a messenger RNA of Nicotiana tabacum (common tobacco), 1102 nucleotides long. The record is from RefSeq and is a predicted model, not a curated record. NCBI's taxonomy places the organism in Eukaryota, Viridiplantae, Streptophyta, Magnoliopsida, Solanales, Solanaceae.
UUCAAUUCUUGGAUUUUAGCUGCUAGGCAUAAGUCUAUUAUCACCAUGUUAGAGGAAAUUAUGCAUAAACUAAUGAACAGACAUGUGGAUAUGAUCAAUUUUGCUAAAACAUGGAUUACAGAUAUUUCUCCUAUGGCAAGAACAAUACUAGAGGAAAACAAAGAGUACUCUAAGAAGUGUAAAGUUAAGUGGAAUGCACAAGGUGGUUUUGAAAUUUUAGACAAUGGAUAUAGGUUUAGGGUUCAUUUGGGAAACAAGACUUGUGAUUGUAGGCUAUGGCAGUUAAGAUGUAUUCCUUGCCCCCAUGCAGUUUGUGCUUAUUAUAAAUUAAACUUAGAUCCAGAUGAGCAUGUAGAGCAUUGGUAUAGGAAUGAUACAUUUUUGAAGGCCUACAGUUACUAUAUUCAACCUAUUCCCAAUCUAAAGAUGUGGCCUGAAAGCUCAAAUCCAUCAAUAGAGCCUCCUUUGCCAAAGCCAAUGCCAGGUAGACCUAAAAAGUGUAGAAGAAAGGCUAAGGAUGAACCGAAAAAGAAGUAUGGAAAGCAAUCAAAGAAGGGUGUCAAAAUGACGUGUUCAAAAUGCAAACAGACUGGCCACAACAGAAAAUCUGAAGUGAGGGAUUCUUCAUAGCCAGAGAAUCAAAUACCCAACCAAGCCAACCAACCCAACCAAGCUCUGUUUGUGGAGACACUACAACCGUUAGAAGAGUUAACCAAAAUAGGGGAGGUGUUGGGAAAGGCAGAUGAGGUGGAAGCAAAAGAGGUAAUGGAAGAGAAACCCCAUUUGUAAGUCCAAGAGAUGCUUCAUCUAGUCAGACUAAGGGUUCUAGUUCUGCUGAAUGUACUGCUGCAACUGUUGGAAACAAAAGGCCUGGAAAUAUUACACUUAAUGUGCCAUGUCACGCAAAGUGUUUAUUUGAAACAAAUCUGUGUUAAAUGAAGUGUUCAAUCGGAACAUACCUUAAAUAAGGUGUCCCAGAGGAAAAUCGGGACAAGUUUAGGUGGUUGUACAUGAUUUUCGCCAAUAUUAAACAAUCGGUAAUCUAAACUUUUUUGUUGGAGAAACUUUAUGAAAAAAUGUUCAAGUUAGACAAAAAUUCGUA